AUGAAGAUCAGGCAUCGGAGGAAGCCACUGCCGCUCCAGCAGCUGUGUGCCCCACCAUCAGCCGCAGCAUCACCGGCCGGUGUAAAUCGUGCCAGACCCAAUUCAAAUCUGUCAGGACUUGCAUCAGUUAGUUUGUCGCGGCCCUCUGUUGUGGUAUCUUCCUCAACAACGGCCCAAGCUUCAGCUUCAUUGCCAUUGGUUUCGGCCAGGUCCACAGCUACCAUCCAGCAUCGCAUUUUGCCGGCUGAAACCAUUCCCCUGCCCAUUACCAUUUCCCAGCGACCUGGUUUGCGUACCGUCAUUGCUCCCGAGACCAUAACCAUUCAACAACCCACCAUUGCUCGAGUGGGCGAAGUUGUGCAGCAAAUCCCCACCGCAGUAUCCCACCAACGUCAAACUGUUGUUCACAAACAUGCCCGAGUGGUUACACCCAUUGUGGCCCCAGCUGUUCGCACCUUAACUUCACAAAUUGUUCGCGCAUAUCACACACCCUUGGUCUAUGCUCCCCAAGUGACCACAAAUUAA
This is a messenger RNA of Musca vetustissima, 525 nucleotides long. RefSeq names its product retinin-like. NCBI's taxonomy places the organism in Eukaryota, Metazoa, Arthropoda, Insecta, Diptera, Muscidae. Bases 1 to 525 code for a protein of 174 amino acids. The transcript has 2 exons. The record is from RefSeq and is a predicted model, not a curated record.